UUCAUCCCUAAAGCAAAAAACCAAAAAAAAAAAAAAAGCAAUAAACAAAUAGACUUUAACAUUUGCCUGAGCGCGAGAGGUUCUUGAUUCCCGGAGACUCAGAGAUCUUACACCAAUAGUAAAAUACGACCCUCUCGAAAUUCAUCUGAUCCGGAUCGAAAUUGUGUGUGUUGGUGGAAAUAAGAGAUGGAUGAUCGGAGCGAAAACCAUGAUAUAGAGGUCGAAGGAGGGAACUACGCGUACGAGAGGAAGAUAUCUGGGAUUCUAGAUGAUGGAUCUGUCGGAUUCCAACAGCCUCUGCUCGCUAGGAACCGAAAGAACACCACUUCGCAGAUCGCAAUCGUCGGAGCCAACACUUGUCCCAUCGAAAGCCUUGAUUACGAGAUCUUUGAGAAUGAUCUAUUCAAGCAGGACUGGAGGUCUAGGAAGAAGAUUGAGAUACUUCAGUAUACCAUCCUCAAAUGGGCGCUUGCUUUCCUUAUCGGUUUAUCCACUGGCCUCGUUGGCUUUUUGAAUAACCUUGCUGUUGAGAAUAUAGCUGGAUUCAAACUCUUGCUCACCGGCAAUCUCAUGCUCAAGGAAAAAUACUUUCAGGCAUUCUUUGCAUUUGCUGGUUGUAACUUGAUCUUGGCAACUGCUGCUGCUUCGCUCUGUGCUUUCAUUGCUCCGGCAGCAGCAGGUUCCGGCAUACCUGAGGUUAAAGCAUAUCUCAAUGGUAUAGAUGCUUAUUCAAUAUUAGCUCCGAGCACACUCUUUGUUAAGAUCUUUGGAUCUAUAUUUGGAGUUGCUGCCGGAUUCGUAGUUGGAAAAGAAGGACCUAUGGUGCAUACUGGUGCUUGCAUUGCUAAUUUACUUGGACAAGGCGGUUCUCGAAAGUACAAAUUGACUUGGAAGUGGCUCAGGUUCUUCAAAAACGAUAGAGACAGAAGAGACCUCAUCACUUGCGGCGCUGCUGCUGGUGUCGCUGCUGCUUUCCGUGCUCCAGUUGGCGGAGUCCUUUUCGCCCUUGAGGAAGCUGCUUCUUGGUGGAGGAGUGCUCUUCUUUGGAGGACCUUCUUCACUACCGCAGUUGUAGCCGUGGUGUUGCGAAGUUUGAUUGAGCUCUGUCGAUCUGGGAGAUGUGGACUAUUCGGCAAAGGAGGUCUCAUAAUGUUCGACGUAAACUCGGGACCAGUGCUUUACAGCACACCAGAUUUGCUAGCUGUAGUCUUCCUUGGAGUUGUUGGUGGUGUUCUCGGAAGCCUUUACAACUACCUUGUCGACAAAGUCCUCCGCACAUAUGCCUUAAUAAACGAGAGAGGACCGGGAUUUAAAGUAAUGCUUGUUAUGGCAGUCUCCAUCUUGAGCUCGUGUUGCGCAUUUGGUCUCCCAUGGCUUUCACCUUGUACCCCAUGUCCUGUUGGAACAGAGGGCAAGUGCCCAAGCGUAGGUCGAGCCGGAAUCUAUAAGAGUUUCCAGUGUCCUCCAAACCAUUACAAUGACCUUUCCUCACUCCUUCUCAACACCAAUGAUGAUGCAAUCCGCAGUCUCUUCACAUCAAGGUCCGAGAAUGAGUUUCAAAUCGCCACCCUUGCCAUAUUCUUUUUCUUUGUCUACUUCCUUGGCAUCAUAACAUAUGGCAUAGCUAUACCCUCUGGGCUUUUCAUUCCCGUGAUUCUCGCUGGAGCUUCUUAUGGACGGCUUGUUGGUAGACUCCUUGGUCCAGUAUCUCAGCUUGACGUAGGUCUGUUUUCUCUGCUCGGAGCUGCUUCUUUCCUUGGAGGCACAAUGAGAAUGACGGUUUCUCUAUGCGUCAUACUUCUUGAACUUACAAAUAAUCUCCUGAUGCUGCCGCUGGUGAUGCUUGUGCUCUUAAUCUCGAAAACCGUUGCCGAUUGUUUCAACAAAGGGGUGUAUGACCAGAUUGUGACAAUGAAAGGACUGCCGUACAUGGAGGACCAUGCAGAGCCGUACAUGCGCAAUUUGGUGGCAAAGGAUGUUGUUGCUGGACCUUUGUUAUCCUUUUCGAGAGUUGAAAAGGUUGGGGUAAUAUGGCAGGCUUUAAAGAUGACUAGUCAUAAUGGUUUCCCUGUGAUUGAUGAGCCACCUUUUACUGAAGCUUCUGAGCUUUGUGGGAUUGCCUUGAGAUCCCAUCUGCUUGUGCUUCUCCAAGGGAAGAGAUUCUCAAAGCAGAAAACGACGUUCGGUUCUCAAAUUCUUAGAAGCUGCAAAGCUCGCGACUUUGCGAAAGCAGGGUUAGGGAAAGGGCUCAAGAUUGAAGAUUUGGUUAUAAGUGGUGAGGAGAUGGAGAUGUAUGUUGAUCUUCAUCCCAUCACUAACACAUCUCCAUACACUGUGCUUGAGACUUUGUCUCUGGCUAAAGCGGCCAUUCUUUUCCGCCAACUUGGCCUUCGCCACUUGUGUGUGGUGCCCAAAACACCAGGGAGACCGCCUAUUGUUGGGAUACUUACAAGGCAUGAUUUCAUGCCGGAACAUGUCCUAGGACUCUACCCUCACAUUGAUCCUCUCAAGUGAAACCUGGUAUGGUUUUAAUACACUGGUAAACAUUAAUAAAGCAGGUAUGCAAGUAUGUGAAGCAUAAUAAGCUGUUGAAGCAGGACAUCUACCAACCAGCUCAACUAUGUCCAGUUAACCAAUAAACUAAAACAUCUAACUAAACGUUUUGAUUAGCCCAACAAGAAUUUCCACAUUGAAUCCUUAACUUCCUUGUCUCAAUGGCUCCUCUGAAGAUCAUCAUGAUGCUCACAUUCAAUUUGAACCAAGUAGAAUGGUCUUUUUACUUAAACAAUUCUCACAUAUACUCAUAAGACUUAUCUAGGAUUCUACAAAAACCAACUCUCUUCCUUUUUAUCCAAACUCACUUCUCAUGGUUACAUAACCUUCUUAAACCCUUCUAAAUCCUUUCCCAAAUCACAACUCUUAGUUGACCUUUAUAGGUCAUUUUGGUCCUUGAAAUAUGUUGAACGUACCGAUAGACUAUCCGAACGGGCUACACAUAAUUCCUUUCCAUUAGUUUUCAUUCCUUCUUAUACUACCUUAUAUUUAGGCUUCCUUGUGGUUUUCCAAACCACAUAGAUUCAGGCCAAUCGAUUUGGAUGCACUUUGGCCAAUUUCAGGCGAUUGGUUGCUUUAAUAGACGAAUCGAGCAACUCGCAUUCACUUUAACCCCUUAUUAACCUUCCCGUACUCAUUAAACGCUUGCACUUUUUUCAGGAUGGUAUGAAUAUUACUGGCCAAACCUGUCUUCUCAUGGACAUGUGUCAGUUCUUCGUACAUGUCAUUAUACACAAGCUCUUGUUUUUAUGGCUAAUCUUUUAAAAAUUUGUUUGUUUCCUUUUGUAUAUAAUGAUGCGUUCUUCCUCUUUCUGUUUUUCUCUUCAAUGUUUGAAUAUCUGCACAAUUAGAUUUUAGAGUUUCUAAAGGGAUUUCAUGGUUUAUUGA
Molecule: messenger RNA, 3441 nt
Organism: Brassica napus (rape)
Lineage: Eukaryota; Viridiplantae; Streptophyta; Magnoliopsida; Brassicales; Brassicaceae
Product: chloride channel protein CLC-c
Exons: 8
Coding region: 187-2514 (775 amino acids)
Biological process (GO): transmembrane transport; chloride transport
Cellular component (GO): intracellular membrane-bounded organelle; plant-type vacuole membrane
Molecular function (GO): voltage-gated chloride channel activity
Source: RefSeq, a predicted model, not a curated record